This is a messenger RNA of Toxotes jaculatrix (banded archerfish), 3410 nucleotides long. It is a transcript of the gene vps4b, whose product is annotated as vacuolar protein sorting 4 homolog B. Bases 405 to 1931 code for a protein of 508 amino acids. NCBI's taxonomy places the organism in Eukaryota, Metazoa, Chordata, Actinopteri, Toxotidae. The record is from RefSeq and is a predicted model, not a curated record. Gene Ontology annotation, biological process: endosomal transport; vacuole organization. The transcript is spliced from 13 exons. Gene Ontology annotation, molecular function: ATP binding; ATP hydrolysis activity.
CAUACACAACUGAAACGACUGUUUUCUGUAUUUUACGCGUCUUGUGUUGUUUGAUCUAUCUACUGUCCCAAAUAAUCUAAAAGCGAAUAAUUCAGAAAUUCUGAAAGAGCUGUUUUCUAUUUGGGUCAUUCAAACAAUGGCGACUUGUGUUGUCUUUGAAACUUGUACAACAACAGUUAAGCAUCGUGACUAGCUGGCAGAGGUUUUUCCGCGUCCCAGCGUCGUUGCCAUUCCUGAGACUGGGCAGACUGCUUUCUUGAACGCAUGUGUCAGUGUUGAGGGAGUGAUAAGCAAACAGGAACUGGUUGUACAGUGACAUACGGUCUACGGUCUGGAUAAACUUAACAAGACUGACGGUGAUCACAGGUUGAAUCUGUUGUGUUUUUUCUGUCACAGGACUCCGCAUGGAGCCAAAUAAUCUACAGAAAGCUAUUGCCGUAGCACAGAAGGCUUCAGAGGAGGACCAGGCUGGAAACUAUGAGGAGGCCAUCCGUUCCUACCAACAUGCUGUCAAGUACUUUCUGCACAUUUUAAAACGCGAACCCCAGGGUAAAGAUGGCAACCAGAAGAUCAGAGAUAAAUGUAAACAGUACCUGGACCGAGUGGAAGAACUACAAGAGUACCAAGUGAAUAAAGAGAAAGCCAUUGAUCUUGCCAGUAAGGCGGCUCAGGAGGAUAAAGCUCAGAACUACGAGGAGGCUCUGCGUCUCUACCAGGCGGCUGUUCAGUACUUCCUUCAUGUGGUAAAAUAUGAAGCCCAAGGUGAUAAAGCUAAACAGAGUAUCCGGGCAAAAUGUGCUGAAUACUUGGACAGGGCAGAGAAGCUGAAGGAGUAUCUAAAGAAGAAAGAGAAAGCUCCUCCUGCCAAGCCUGUCAAAGAGUCACAGUCUGAUGACAAAGGGAAUGAAAGUGAUGAAGGUGAUGACCCAGAGAAAAAGAAGUUCCAAAAUCAACUCUCAGGUGCAAUUGUUAUGGAGAAACCAAACAUCAAAUGGAAUGAUGUUGCUGGUUUAGAAGGAGCCAAGGAGGCACUCAAAGAAGCUGUUAUUCUUCCAAUCAAAUUCCCCCACCUUUUCACAGGAAAGAGAACUCCAUGGAGGGGGAUCUUGCUCUUUGGACCUCCAGGUACCGGAAAGUCCUAUCUGGCUAAAGCUGUUGCCACAGAGGCAAACAACUCAACAUUCUUCUCCAUCUCCUCAUCUGACCUCGUCUCCAAGUGGCUAGGAGAGAGUGAAAAGUUGGUGAAGAAUCUUUUCAGCCUUGCAAGGGAGAACAAGCCUUCGAUCAUCUUCAUUGAUGAAAUCGACUCCUUGUGUGGCUCAAGAAGCGAGAACGAGAGCGAGGCUGCUCGUCGGAUUAAGACAGAAUUUCUGGUUCAGAUGCAGGGUGUGGGGAAUGACAACGAGGGAGUGCUGGUACUUGGGGCAACAAACAUCCCAUGGACACUAGACUCAGCCAUCAGAAGAAGAUUUGAGAAGAGGAUCUACAUCCCGUUGCCUGAAGAGCACGCCCGUUCCUUCAUGUUCAAGCUCCACCUGGGAUCAACCCCUAACAGUCUCACUGAAUCUGACUUUGCCACUCUGGGCAAGAAGACAGAUGGAUACUCGGGAGCAGAUAUAAGCAUCAUUGUCAGAGAUGCUCUUAUGCAGCCGGUUCGAAAGGUCCAGUCAGCAACCCACUUCAAACGGGUACGGGGUCCAUCCAGAACUGACCCCAACGCUGUUGUAGAUGACCUCUUAACUCCUUGCUCACCUGGUGAUCCCAGUGCGAUUGAAAUGACAUGGAUGGAGGUUCCUGGGGAGAAGCUAUUGGAACCUGUAGUAUGCAUGUCGGACAUGCUGAGAUCUCUGUCCAACACAAAGCCAACAGUUAAUGAGCAAGAUCUGGACAAACUGAAAAAAUUCACAGACGACUUUGGACAGGAAGGCUAGGUGGGAUGAAUGCGCCAAGUCAAACCAAAGCAAAUGAAUUGUGAUUGUCUCUCUUUACUAUCCUUGUCCCUUUUUUGUCUCUCUGUCUCAUCCUGACCAUUCACCAGACCUGCCGGUUUAUCAUAAGUGGGCAAGAAUUCUGCUCUGCCAGUCUGAUAACCACACAAAGGGUGGGAGACCUAGUUUUAUUUUAUUGUCUCUAUUGUCCAAAGAAGAUUAAAGACUUCCCAUCUACAGCUGACCAUUUAAAAAAAUGAGUAUCACAUAGGGAAAAUUAGAUGGUUAUUUGAUGUAUGCACUAAAGACUAAACAAAAUGAGGAACAGAAUACCCAAGCAACUUAGGGUAACUAACAGAGGACCUACACAACAGUUACUGCAAAUGAGGUCUCUGAAAUCAAGAUUAUUUAUUUUAAGUUAGGACUUACUUCCUAGUCAUAAUAUCUCACUAAACUAAUAAAUACCCCUUAUAUAUUCUCUAUUUUGUAUUAAGAAAAAAACAAGCAUUUUAUAAUGUGUACUGUACUUUGUGGACUAUAUAAAUCCUGGGCUGGGGAAGUGAAGCGGGGGGGGCAUGAGCUCACAGAAUUUGUUGUGGUGAAAUAUGUAAUUCUCGUCUCAAGGUGGUGGACAUUAUAGAGUUUGAGACAGAGAUACUCAGGAUGAGAGUUGCAUUAGGUCCUGUGGCAAAUUUGGAUUGUUUAUCAGGUUUCCAAACAAAGGACAAUUGUAUUUGCUAACUUACUUGUCAUUUGAGUUCAACACAGCAAUUAGGGUGGAUCACCAGUGGUGCCGUACCAGCAUUAUUUUACCAUUUUACUUUUGAAGGACUCACUUGCUUUGAAUUGCUUUGUUAUUCAGCUCAUGUUUUUUUUUUUUUUUUUUUUUUUUACACAACCUAGUUCACUUUUUUUUUCAUUGCUGUCAACAGACUUUGCUGGCUAUCCUUAACACAAACUGCAAAAAACUAAGCCUUAUAUUAAGAUAAAGAAGUCACAUUGCAAAUUUCGAUAAAACAAGACUGAGGUAUUGAAGUUGGACGCUGGUGGUUCAGGUGGAGAGAUCAUCUUCUUGUACUCUUUACAACCUAGGAAUGCAUCUGCAAGCAUGCAAUAUAUGUAGCCAUAAGUGGCAGUGUGCACCAUGUGCCUUCCAGAAAAUUUGCAGAAUUCUUUUUUCGUUUACUUCUAAAUUGAUCUUACUGCUCAUAUAUUGAGUGCUUUGUCACUACAACUAAGAAAUGUAUAAUACUUGCACAUUUCAUGUAAACUCUUUUGGAGACUGUAUACAGCUGUACUCUUUUACCCCCCUGGUGUGUCUCUUUUGAGUUUUGAUGGGAAACAUCUCUUAUUUUACUGUAAAUGUCAAUGUCUAUAUAGCCAACUCUUGAGCCUUUUCUUUGUGAAGAGGUCACAAACGCGUAAGAUUUUCCGUUUUUCGUUUCCAUAAUGUAAAUAAAGGUUAUAGCCAUGUCAAGGAAA